Ascochyta rabiei is the source of this 1752-nucleotide messenger RNA. RefSeq names its product Na+/Pi symporter. Bases 1 to 1752 code for a protein of 583 amino acids. Gene Ontology annotation, biological process: phosphate ion transmembrane transport. The record is from RefSeq and is a predicted model, not a curated record. Gene Ontology annotation, cellular component: membrane. The transcript has 4 exons. NCBI's taxonomy places the organism in Eukaryota, Fungi, Ascomycota, Dothideomycetes, Pleosporales, Didymellaceae.
AUGCCUGCUCUUCCUCAGUUUGACUAUCUUUUUGCCAUCGGCACCCUCUUCGCAUUCCUGGAUGCGUGGAACAUUGGUGCCAACGAUGUGGCCAACUCUUUCGCGACUUCGGUCGCUUCACGCUCGCUCACACUCAAGCAGGCCAUGUGCAUUGCCUCCGUCAUGGAGUUUGCUGGUGCCAUGCUUGUAGGUUCUCGAGUUACAGACACCAUCCGUACAAAGGUCAUCUCCAUCUCUCUCUUUGAGGACGAUCCGUCUGUUCUCAUGCUUGCCAUGGUUUGCGCCAUCGUUGGUUCUGCCACCUACCUCACCAUUGCCACUAAAUUUACGAUGCCUGUCUCGACUACUCACUCAAUCAUGGGCGGUGUUAUUGGUGUUGGUAUUGCUGCAGCUGGGCCCCAGGGUGUCAACUGGUCUUUCAAGGGUGUGUCUCAAGUGUUCGCUGCCUGGGGUAUUGCUCCUGGUAUCUCUGGAGUCUUUGGUGCUAUAAUCUUCUUGAUCACUAAGCAUGGAGUUAUGAGACGCCGCAACCCUGUGAAGAAGGCCUUCAUCAUGGUCCCUCUUUACUUCUUCCUCACUUCCUUUCUUCUGGCUCUCCUCAUCGUUUGGAAGGGUGGGUCUGCUAAGAUCAAGCUCACCGACUACGAGUCUGUUGGUGUUGCCUUCGGUGUCGGUGGCGCUGUUGCUCUUAUCAUCGCUACCUUCUUCAUCCCCUUCCUGCACCGCAAGAUCAUGAAGGAUGACUGGGAGCUCAAAGGCUGGGAGGUAAUCAAGGGACCUUUUCUUCUUCGCCGUCCUGAGCCCCGCGAGCGUCCCGAAGGCGUCACCGCUGGCCUCAUUCCCGACUUCUACGACGGCCACUUGACUGCUGAGCAGCUUGAGGCUAAGCGCGCCAACGAAGGUCUGGCUGCUCACAACAAUGUGGAGGAUCUCGAGAAGGGCGGUGCCCACGUCUCACAGCCCAAGAUGGAUCGCAGCGACUCUGACAUUACACCGGUCCCCGAGCCCUCUACCGCCGCCAUCAAUGAACGUCCUCUUCGCCAGCUUUCCAAGCCAAAGAAGAUUCCUCCUCCAGGUGCCUGGUACACUCCUGCUGUGAUAUGGUACUGGGUCAAGUACGCAGCGCUUCACGGAGUAGAGCAGGACGUGGUUGAUCAGCAAAAACACAAGGAUUUCCUUUCUGGCGAUAUCGAGAAGAUCCACGCUACUGGAGAGCACUACGACAACCGCGCUGAGUACACGUACUCGUUCUUGCAGAUUUUGACUGCAUCGACUACCUCCUUUGCCCACGGUGCGAACGAUGUCUCCAACGCCAUCGGUCCUUACACCACCAUCUACUUUAUCUGGUCCACUGCAAAGAUCUCUAACAAAGUUCCCGUCCCACUCUGGAUUCUUGCCUUCGGAGGAGCUGGUAUCGUCGUCGGUCUCUGGACAUAUGGUUACAAUAUCAUGCGUGCGCUCGGUAACAAGAUCACUCUGCACUCGCCUGCCCGCGGGUUCUCCAUGGAACUUGGUGCCGCCGUCACAAUCAUCAUGGCUACCAAGCUCGCUCUCCCUGUCUCCACAACACAGUGCAUUACUGGCGCGACUGUUGGUGUCGGCCUGUGUAACGGUACUUGGAGGACUAUCAACUGGCGCAUGGUAGCCUGGAUCUACAUGGGUUGGUUUGUCACGCUGCCUUGUGCUGGGUUGUUAUCCGGAUGCUUGAUGGGCAUUGUUCUCAAUGCACCAAAGUGGGGCGGUGGUUUUUAA